This is a messenger RNA of Aspergillus aculeatus ATCC 16872, 399 nucleotides long. RefSeq lists its product as uncharacterized. Bases 1 to 399 code for a protein of 132 amino acids. The transcript has a single exon. Lineage: Eukaryota; Fungi; Ascomycota; Eurotiomycetes; Eurotiales; Aspergillaceae. The record is from RefSeq and is a predicted model, not a curated record.
AUGUCUGACCACCACAUCCUCGACUUACCGGUCCCCCCGCAGGACGUGAACGAAUAUGGUUGGUCCGCGUUCGAAGACUUGCUUCUGAGCCAUAUGCUUAAGUCCCGCGCCGAAAAUCCCCAGCUGAUGAUCCAGUUCGGCUUCAUCCGAAGCGGUUCCUGGGUACACAUCUACCGAGAAUUCACCCCAGAGGAAAAUCGUCGAUACGGGGACGACGGGCUUCAGCGAUUUGGAAAAUAUACUUCUGAGACCGAUGAGAUCCGAGUCACGUUUCACCUGGAGAGGGAUCGAAAGCACAUUGACGAAUAUGUAUACAUGGUGGUGAUGCCUUGGUUGAGGACGUCGGAGGUGACGAUCUGGCCGGUGGGUACCGGCAUGGUAUGGCAUUGGAAGAAAUAA